Cryptococcus amylolentus CBS 6039 is the source of this 4257-nucleotide messenger RNA. RefSeq lists its product as hypothetical. The record is from RefSeq and is a predicted model, not a curated record. Gene Ontology annotation, molecular function: DNA-binding transcription factor activity, RNA polymerase II-specific; zinc ion binding. Gene Ontology annotation, biological process: regulation of DNA-templated transcription. Bases 139 to 4257 code for a protein of 1372 amino acids. Lineage: Eukaryota; Fungi; Basidiomycota; Tremellomycetes; Tremellales; Cryptococcaceae. The transcript is spliced from 9 exons.
UUUCCUCUCCUUUUGCCUUUUCUUACCAUUCGCCUUCGCCAUCACAAGUCUAUAAUCUGCCCAAUCGUCGUCUCGAGCGGUAUCUCAAUAUAGAAUCGGUACAAACCCGGCCCUCGCUACACCCUCCCACAGCCAAAAAUGUCUCUCCCCCAAGCGGGACAUGAGGAACCAGCCAACAUGCUGUCACCAGCUGGGGUUUCGUCGGACGUAUUACCGACAACAGCCCAAACGGCAACAAACGGCAACAUCGAAACGGCAGCAAGUGUCAUGCCUUUGGAAAACGGUUCAGAGCAGUCAGUCACACCGUCACAGCCAUUGCCGACGAACGGUUUCACCAAUGGGUCUCGAACGGCAGCGGAACAUGUAGCAAAUGGGGACGUUUUUCAUGGCAAUGGUGAAACAUCGAUACAAGCUGCCGAAAGCUCACAUCCAUUAUAUGUUCAAAACAAGCCGCCUUAUCCUGCACCGGCUCAUGUGAUCUAUCCCGAGGAAUCGAUACCCAACCCCUCCGUGAAUGAUCCGCGACCUCAACCCGUCUUUCACAACCUCGAUGCAAACUCCCUGUAUCGACCUGCAGUCCUCCCAGCGGAUUGCGAUGAUAGAGUAGAAAAGUCGAGUAUAUGGAUCAAUAUCGAUCCGGCGACGUCUAAAGCCGUAUAUUGGCUCCCUCCCACUUGCAUGACUUGCAAGAAUCCUGCUUUUGCCCAACAUUGCGACCGCACAUGGCCGAAAUGCACUCGCUGCACCACUCGAGGCGUCCGCUGUAUCCCCGGCAAAGGCUGGGGUCCGCUCAAACCGAGAGGCAAGCGCCGACCAGCUGCGCCCCUGGUAUCUGCAUCUACUGGCACUAGGACACGGGGGAGAGAUAGUACGGGAUCGGUCGUGAAAAUUGAGAGGGAACCGUCUCCUACGUUUCAAUUGGAGAGUAGCGAAAGGCCAAGGCGGAUCUCUGGAAGAGGGCUGAAUGCUGGGAGUGACGUGGAGAUGGCCAGUCCUUCGUCGACUUUGGUGUCUAAUACUACGACUCCUCUGAGUGGAAGGGGCAAACGGACGCGGACGGAAGUGGUGCAAAGCCCGGCAUCUACUACUGCCUCCGUGCCCAGGGCUGCGAAGCGCUUACGCCCGAGUGUCUCUCACCCCACGUCCCCCUCGCCGCUCCAAAAUCAAAUUCCCAAUCCUACUCCCGUCCCGGCUUCUACUCCACCUGUGAACAAUGUUCCUACACCGAUAUCCCUCAAGAUAUCGAGGUCUCGUUCAUCUCUGGCUUCCUCAUCCCAGUACCCCGCACUUCCGUCGCCUAUAAAAACGCCAUCCCUCAUUGCCGACAUUGCCCCAGUCGUACAACGGCCUGCACCGAUACCUAAAGGCAGCACAAGGGCGAAAUUACCCCUACAAAAGGAGCUUACAGACCAAUGUCCGGCCAUCGCGCAUACUCGGCAAGACCUCGCCGCUGCUCUCGACUAUGUCAGCAACCCGAAGAGGACCGCCGGGGGGAGUGUCAGUAGUAGUGUCACCGGGGCUGCCAAAGGUUUGAUUCUGGAGGGCAAGGUGGAUGCUCAGGGGGUGUACUUUGGGAUGGGAGAAGAGGCUGGAACUAUCAUCACCACCAUUGGAAAUGCUCGAAAGCAAAAUACAGAAUCCUUCAGUGAUCCCACUAUCGUCCCUGAAGCACCCCAAAUACAGUCCCUUCUAAUGGCGCAGAGCACCAGGACCCCUGUCGGUAUUGUGGUCAAGAAUGAUUAUGAGGCUCUGCCUUGGAAUCUGCACGCCGAGUAUGCUGUUUUGGGAUUUUUCUGGGUUGUUGAUGCUUGGGUCGAACCGGUGGUCUCAUCACUGGAGCUCUUCACCCCAAACCAAAAAGCGCCCAAUGGCCCACCUGAAAAAGUAAUCUGGAAAUUCCGUUUCGAGUGGUGUCAAGAUGGGACAUCUCCAUGGUGGUCGCCUUCGUCAAACCUUCAUUGGUCUCGUCAAGCUUAUAUCGAAGUCGAAGAUACAGCCUCUUGGGAUCUACCAGGAGGCGCAGACAAGACCAUCGAGCCUAGGACGGUACAACGCUCAGGCAAUCUGGAGGCGAAUGGGCAAGAUGUCGUUAUGAGGAAUGGAGAGAGGGAUGCUGUGAGGCAUCGCUGCGAGAACUGUAGAGCUGUGUCGCAGAGAGUGUAUAGAGAUGGAGAUAUCUGCUUGAAUGAGCAGUGUGCUUGGUUCUUUGGUGAUGCGUCAGACGCCAAUAACCGGAUAGGACCCAUCAGCAACACGCCCGGUCCCGUCAAACCCCUCCCUCGUAUACUUCCCAGGCAACAAAACCGUGUCAUCUGCCCACCCGAGCCCGGACAUUCAGUCUUCAAAAGUGGUCGCGAAAACGCAGGUAUAGAGUAUUGGGUGGCUUGGGUCUGUAAAGACUGCAAAGUGGCGCAGCAACGGGCCACAUGGUUAUGGAAAUGUCGAUUCUGUCCUAGAAAGUACGAUAUAGCUCCGGUGACCUACACCCACGUUGGCCUUCGCCCACCUCGUCCUGUAUGUACAGGUCCUCGCCAAGAAGACGGCUACGCCUAUUGGCCGCAUAACGCUCCUCGGUCCUGGUCCCUCUACAAGGACGAUGUGAAGGUCGUCAAGCACAUGCCGACAGAGUCUCUGGGAAUGGGUGUGGAGGUACAUCAUGCGCUCAGUAGCGAUCGGACGGCAAGUGAAGCGGGUGUGUUGCUGGUCAGAACGCAGAAAGAGUUGGCGAAUGAUCUCCUUCGGGGAAGUUAUCUCGAAGGAACAGCAAAAGGUGCCGAGAUGGUCCUCUCACUCUUCUACGCCUACAGCGUUGGCAUGCAAGCCUCAAGACUACCCGCAUUCCCUGUCAAAGAGGUUCUUUUCUGGGAUCGGGCCUAUAAAAUCACGCUCGACAUCAUGCGCAUGAUCAAUAGCCAGGCAGCACGCAUGUUCCCUGGUCAACGAGAGUUUGGCAACCUUACCAUCGCUGCCAUGCCGCCCCACCUGGACGCACGCUCUGCGCCGCUCAUCACUGUUCCUGCCAAAACGCUGUUGACGAUCCUAUUCAUGGGUUCAGACUCGACAGUCAAGAUCAAGUCAGUCGGCCGGGGUAAGCAGGGGUCGCUAGUGGCACAGCAUGGUGAUGUGAUUGGAGUCAAGGCUGGAGAGGUUGCUGUCGAUGUGUCGGUCAAGAUGGAUUCAUUUGGGUUCUUGUGUAUUGGACGUCAUGGUGUCAUGCCAGGCCAAUCUCCAGCCCCAGUCCCAGCCCCAGCCCCAGCAGCUCGGAUCCCACCUCCUGCCCCUGUUGCGAAACCCCCAACUCCCGCCCCUGCCCCCGCCUCCUCCUCCAGACCUUCCGCCCAACCGCCCAUAGUCGGCCCUCCCAAGCUCGCCACAGCUCCAUUGAAAGGCUGGUACCUCGGCGGCCACCCUCUCGACCCCUCGGAUCCCGAAAUCAUCUACCCAGCCUUCCGCCCGCCUCAAGAAAAUCCUUAUGCCAAGGUCGACAAAGGCAAAGGCAAAGCUACGGAAGAGUCGGAAGUCGAGCCAGAACCGCCUGCACCCGAGCCUGUGACCAGGCCACCACCUAUCAUCCUCGAUGAGAUGCCUCCCCCGCCUAGGUUGUGGGAACCUCGCCCUUUGUCACCUUUACCCGGUUAUGGCGAGAGUACAGAGACUAUGCGAAAGCAGAUGGCAGAAGCUGCUGCGAACGCGCCUUCGCCUACUCCGUCGGUAGAAGAAGUCCCAGCCUCGAGAGGCCGCGGUCGUGGUCGCGGAGGCCGAGGCGGACGAGCAAGAGGCAGAGGCAGAGGAAGAGGAAGAGGGCGUGGCGCUGCGACUGCCGCUGCUGCUACUCCUGUUACAGUCCGGGAUGAGUCGGAAGCUCCUCCUGCUCCUGUUCGUGGGGCUAGAGGUGGAAGAGCACGGGGUACUCGAGGUACUCGCGGUACUCGUGGCGGAAGAGGUUCGCGAGGCGGUACCAGGGGAGGAAGGGGCGGUAGAACAGCAGUCAAGAUUGAGCCUGACCUUGAACCGGAAGAUGAUCACAGCGCGAAUGGUGGCCAGGAGAUGGAUGUGGAUGUUGAUCGGGCGAAAGCCGAUGGUGAUCAACCCGCAAACGUGGAUAUGGAUGUGGAUGCCAAUGCGGAGACGACGGGCUCCGGUCCGAGCGCGACAGCUGGCACGAGGGGUAGGGGCGGCACUAGAGGGACACGGGCUAGGGGGAGAGGGUCGAGGGGUAUGGGUGGCACGAGAGGUCGGGCGCGGGGGGGAGGGUAG